AUGUCGGGCGCCGAGGUCAUCGGCAUCAUCUCUGGCAUCAUCGCCAUUGUCGACGCCACUGCGAAGGUCUACAAUGCCGCCAACGAUGCCUUAGGCCUCCCAGAAGCCUUCCGCGAUAUUGUGAUACGGCUCCCUCUUGUCCGCAAAACCCUCCAGACUGUCUCCAGAAACCUCAAUAACACCAACCCCGACGAAGAAUAUUGCAAGGCAAUAAAGCCUGUCUUAGAGCGCUGCGAGAAUAGGGCAACACAACUAGACAAAAUAUUUAAGAGUGUUGUGCCACAGGCUGAUGCUUCGAGAAUGGAGCGAUACGUGCAUGCGGUCCGUACCUUGGGUAAAGGAGACACAGUGGAGACGCUCAUGAAGGGCAUACUGGAGGAUGUCCAACUUUUGACCAGCAAUCGCGUGGCGGAACUGCCCACAGAGACCAGUGUCGCGGCGGUAAUACGGGAGGCAAUAGAAGAAGUGUCAGCAAUCCCGACAUCGUUACCACAAGGCAUUCACUUGUCCGCUACCUGCGAAACCGAACGAGACUCCCUACUCAAAGACCUGAGGUGGACCGAUCCCACCAUCGACAAGCUACGUAUUGAAAGAACGAAGGGGCCUCUAUAUGAAGAUUCGUCCCGCUGGAUUCUCUCCCACCCCAAUUACCAGAAGUGGCGAGACGGUGAAACCAAGCUACUCUGGAUCAAGGGCGGUGCCGGCAAGGGGAAGACGAUGCUGUUGGCCACAAUCAUUAAGCAACUUCAAUCCCGAACCAAACCCGACCACACCGCCACUAGCUCGUUAUUAUCGUUCUUCUUCUGUCAGAAUACUGACGACCGUUUAAAUAAUGCAGUCGCCAUCCUAAAAGGGCUUAUAUACCUCUUGCUGAUCCAGGACGUUAAUCUCGUUUUAUACCUUAAGACCGACUACGACCGAAUGGGCAGGGAAAUCUUCGACGCCACUAAAAACGUUAACGCCUUCGACGUACUGUCAAACGUAUUUAGGCAAAUGAUCCAGCACUCGCGGUCGGAAACCGUCUACUUGGCUGUUGACGCUCUCGAUGAAUGCGAAGACGGCCUGCCGAACCUCCUAGGCCUGAUUAGAGACACUGUCCUCCAACAAAACCGCCUGAAGUGGAUCGUGACAAGCCGCAAUGGAGUCGACAUUGACGAGGGCCCUGCGCUAGAGAAUCCAGGUGCAAAGUUAAGUCUGGAAGUGAACUCGGAAGCCGUGUCUCAGGCGAUCAAAGCCUACAUCGAGCACAAGGUAGACCAACUCCCGUCGCUUAGAUCCGACCCUACUCAGCGAGAUAACGUCCAGCAAAAACUACUCGAGAAGGCUGAGGGUACCUUUUUAUGGGUCGAUUUAAUCUUGCGAUCUAUCCAUAGCGUCUUAGCCGAUGAUGCUGCUCGCUAUAUCGAUGAGAUACCGUCAGGUCUACCGCCGCUUUACGAUAGGAUGAUGGGAGAUAUUGCCAAGUCUAGGGACGGCUACCGGGACGCGUGUCUUACUGUGCUUUCAAUCGCAACUUUAGCGUACCGCCCACUCCACAUUCUCGAGCUCCGAACACUAGCCGGACUCGUAUAUGACACCGCUGAUCUGGAGAAGAUUGUCGACAUGUGCGGUUCCUUUCUUACGCUGGUGGAGAACCACGUUUAUCCGAUUCAUCAGUCGGCCAAGGACUACCUAGUCAGCCACGCCGCCGUCGAUAAGAUUUUCUCGUCUGGGAAACAUGCUGUUCAACUCAGCAUCGUCGAAAGAUCCUUGGCCGCGAUGGAGAACGCACUACGGCGAGACGUGUAUCAACUGAAGCAUCCAGGAACACUCAUCCAUGAUAUGCAGGCGCGGCCGCCCGCAAGUGAUCCUUUACUUGGAGUGGGAUACUCCUGUGCAUACUGGAUUGACCACGUUUGUGAAGCGGACAAGGCCGAGUUACAAGGCUCGCUGCGUUAUCGGCUAAAGACAUUCAGGCAGCAUGCCGCAGGAUCCAAGAGUAUCCGAAUAAGAGAGUUGAUCAAGACGUUCUUCCACCGCCAUUUCCUGCACUGGCUUGAAGCUUUGAGUCUCCUCGGCGAUAUGGCGAACGGAGUCCUCUCUCUUACUAGGCUCAGAACCAUUGUCGAGGCUCCACUACAGACAUACAUAUCAGCGCUGCUCUUCACUCCAGCUAACAGUACCAUCCGUCGAUUAUUCGCCGGAGAAGAACCUAGUUGGGUGCUAACGAAGCCAGUCGUCGAGCAAAACUGGAGUCCGUGUCUUCAAACAUUCGAAGGCCAUAGCGGUUCGGUUCGGUCGGUAGCGUUCUCGCCGGAUGGUAGCCGAAUCGUAUCGGCGUCGAACGACCAGACCAUCCGGAUCUGGGAAGCGAAAUCGGGUAAGGAGGUACGGAAGCUCGAAGGCCAUAGCGGUUCGGUUCGGUCGGUAGCGUUUUCGCCGGAUGGUAGCCGAAUCGUAUCGGCGUCGGACGACGGAACCAUCCGGAUCUGGGAAGCGAAAUCGGGCAAGGAGGUACGGAAGCUCGAAGGCCAUAGCAAUUGGGUUCGGUCGGUAGCGUUUUCGCCGGAUAGUAGCCGAAUCGUAUCGGCGUCGGACGACGGGACCAUCCGGAUCUGGGAAGCGAAAUCGGGCAAGGAGGUACGGAAGCUCGAAGGCCAUAGCGGUUCGGUUCGGUCGGUAGCGUUCUCGCCGGAUGGUAGCCGAAUCGUAUCGGCGUCGAACGACCAGACCAUCCGGAUCUGGGAAGCGAAAUCGGGUAAGGAGGUACGGAAGCUCGAAGGCCAUAGCGGUUUGGUUCUAUCGGUAGCGUUCUCGCCGGAUGGUAGCCGAAUCGUAUCGGCGUCGAACGACCAGACCAUCCGGAUCUGGGAAGCGAAAUCGGGCAAGGAGGUACGGAAGCUCGAAGGCCAUAGCAAUUGGGUUUGGUUCUAUCGCAAUUGGGUUCGGUCGGUAGCGUUUUCGCCGGAUAGUAGCCGAAUCGUAUCGGCGUCGGACGACGGGACCAUCCGGAUCUGGGAAGCGGCCUCGGGAACCUGCCUUAAAGCUAUCAAUGUCGGUACCUCCGUAACCUACAUAUCGUUUAACGGUACCAGCCGCCGCCUCAUUACCAAUGCCGGGUAUAUUAAAAUCGCUACAGUUACGGAAAGCCCAAUUCAGCCUGACGAUCCAAGGUGGCAUGGGUACGGCUUAGGACAGGAUGGGUCCUGGAUUAUUUGCAAUGGCCGAAAAGUGUUAUCGCUACCACUGGAAUACCGCGCGCGCUGUUCUGCCAUCCAAGGGCGGAUGAUAUCCAUUGGCUGUGAUUCGGGACGUGUUUUUACGAUUGGUUUCUUGCGAGAUGUUUAA
Podospora anserina S mat+ is the source of this 3327-nucleotide messenger RNA. RefSeq lists its product as uncharacterized. The coding region runs from base 1 to 3327 and encodes 1108 amino acids. Gene Ontology annotation, molecular function: protein binding. The transcript is spliced from 4 exons. The record is from RefSeq and is a predicted model, not a curated record. NCBI's taxonomy places the organism in Eukaryota, Fungi, Ascomycota, Sordariomycetes, Sordariales, Podosporaceae.